This is a messenger RNA of Exophiala viscosa, 791 nucleotides long. RefSeq lists its product as uncharacterized. Gene Ontology annotation, molecular function: oxidoreductase activity. The coding region runs from base 250 to 696 and encodes 148 amino acids. The record is from RefSeq and is a predicted model, not a curated record. Lineage: Eukaryota; Fungi; Ascomycota; Eurotiomycetes; Chaetothyriales; Herpotrichiellaceae. The transcript is spliced from 2 exons.
GCGUGGGCCGCUACACUGCUGGUCUUUCGUAUCGCCACAACUCACCCGCAUGCCAUUCUUUGCACAUAUCAGAAAACUAAAAGUUCGACCAACCGGUCGAUGACCAACCACCUUGUCAGCACUAGUGCAAUGCAAUCAGGCACAACAAACAAUUAGCCACGGUGGCCUACAAUUGCGCAUAUAGUUGUAGAUCCAUCGACUUUGUGCGUUUUGGGCAGGCAUUUACAAGAAUUAGAGUCGUAAGCAAUCAUGUCGAGCCCACGACAGGCAUUACUGAAACGGAGAGCAUCUUAUACCAAGGAGCAAUUCUCGGCACACUGGCUCAAGCAUGGGGCCAAGGUAACGCCGUGGGCUUUGGAAAAUGGCGUUACGUUUUAUGCUCAGAUCCACAACCCUAGCAUAGCGCCUGGUGUCACGGUGCCAUCUACUGUGAAUAUUCUCGAAUGGGAUGGCGCCGCAGAAAUGGUUUUCGGGCGUGGGCCAGACCUCAAGUCAACCUCCAAGUCUGACUACUAUCAUCAAAAGGUCAUCCUCCCAGACGAGCGGGCCUUUCUGACAAGCGAGGCGCUACAGCAUCUCCAAUGGAUGGACCCUGGGGCAAUAGUUGGCGACAAAGUAAUCAUCAUUCAAGACGGAAAGGCCUUGAUUGACUGUGAGGAAGACAUGAAAAUCUGGAAUGAAUGGCCGGCCAAGUAAUGGCAUGAAUUUCUUUUCGAUUUACCUCUUUGCAACACUUGGAUGCUGAAGUAAAGCAACAAGCAAACGCAUUAGACGUUAGGUCUCCAAGUCCU